Messenger RNA from Penicillium nucicola, 1800 nucleotides. RefSeq names its product MFS transporter. The record is from RefSeq and is a predicted model, not a curated record. NCBI's taxonomy places the organism in Eukaryota, Fungi, Ascomycota, Eurotiomycetes, Eurotiales, Aspergillaceae. The transcript is spliced from 2 exons. The coding region runs from base 1 to 1800 and encodes 599 amino acids. Gene Ontology annotation, molecular function: transmembrane transporter activity. Gene Ontology annotation, biological process: transmembrane transport.
AUGGCCCCCAAGGGAGGCGAGACAACACUGCCCUCUCAGAUCACCUUUUGGCGCAUGGUCUUUGAUCAAAGAGUCGUUACGGAGGAAAUCGUGCAAUAUCCAUAUACAGGCUCCGGCACCGAGGAUGAUCCCUAUGCAGUGAUCUGGAUCCCAAAUGAUCCACGAAACCCAAUGAACUUUGCGGCAACGAAGAAAUGGGCCAUCACGCUGUUAGUGUCGUUUGUCACUCUGGCCGUCUCACUAGUAUCAUCCGCGUUCUCAGGCGGCAUGAGCCAGAUCAUGGAGGACUUUGGAUCGCCCGAAGAAGUCGUCAUCUUAGGUGUUUCCUUGUUCGUCUUGGGAUUCGCGAUUGGUCCAUUGAUCUGGGCUCCUCUGAGUGAGAUCUUCGGCCGUCGCCAUAUCUUCACUAUCUCAUUCAUGUUCUUGACUGCAUUCAAUGCCGGUGCAGCGGGAGCCCAGAACAUCCAAACCCUCAUCAUUCUUCGUUUCCUAGCGGGAUCGUUUGGCUCUUCGCCAUUCGGUAAUGCAGGUGGCACUAUUGCGGACAUGUUCCCAGCUUCGCAGCGUGGAAUCGCCAUUUCUCUCUUCGCCGCAGCACCAUUCCUAGGUCCUACCUUAGGCCCUGUCAUCGGCGGUUUCCUCGCCACCGGCGCAGGCUGGCGCUGGGUUGAAGGCUUCCUCGCCGCCUUCUCCGGCGCUCUCUGGUUAUGCAUUAUCUUCCUUCUCCCGGAGACAUACGCCCCAGUCCUUCUUCGCCGACGAGCAGAGAAACUCUCAGCUCUGACCGGCGACGUCUACCGCAGCCAUCUCGACAUAGCCCGUGGCCCUGUUCCAAUGAGCCAGACCUUAAAAACCGCCCUCUCCCGCCCCUGGAUCCUCCUCUUCCGCGAGCCAAUCGUGCUCCUCUUCUCAAUCUACAUGUCCAUCAUCUACGGCACCCUGUACAUGCUCUUCGCCGCCUAUCCAAUCGUCUUCCAGCAAACCCGCGGCUGGUCCGAAGGCAUCGGCGGUCUAGCCUUCCUAGGAAUCCUCGUGGGAAUGGUAAUAGCAGUAGCCUACACCUUCCCCGAGAAUUUCCGCUACGCAAAGAAAUGCGCCCAAACAACCGACAGACUCGCUCCCGAACUUCGCCUCCCACCAAGUAUGGUCGGCGGCAUAGCCCUCCCCAAUCGUAUCCACUGGAUGGCCUCGGUAGCAGCAGGCGCACCUUUCGGCUUUGGAAUGGUCCUCGUCUUCCUCAGUGUAUUCAACUACCUCAUCGAUUCCUACACCAUCUUCGCGGCGUCCGUGCUAGCAGCAAACUCAGCCCUCCGCUCUUUGUUCGGCAUGGCCUUCCCUCUUUUCACCACAUACAUGUAUCAGAACCUGGGAAUUCACUGGGCGUCCUCGAUCCCGGCAUUCCUCUCGCUGGCAUGCGUGCCCUUCCCAUUCAUCUUCUACAAAUACGGCGCUCAAAUCCGGAAACGCUGUACCUACGCCGCUGAAGCAGAUGCAUUCAUGGAGCGUCUCGCCCAGAAGAAUCAGGCUCAGGCCGGGGCGCGGAUUGAGAAGGAGGAGGAGGAAUCCGAGAAGACGGAUCCAAAUGCUAUUCUGCCCGAUGAGGUUGAUUCGAGCGACGAUGAUACUUUGUCCACUGUUCCUUCGCGCGGUACGAUCGCUCGCCAUGCUUCCCGUGCUUCGCGGCAGUCUGGCCGUUCUAUGCAUCGUGUUGCUACUGCUACUCAGUAUGAAGAGAAUCCUUAUGAUUUGGAUUUGGUUAAUACCAAGCAGUCGGCUAUUAGUGGACAUCGCAAGGAUUGA